Molecule: messenger RNA, 1452 nt
Organism: Nannizzia gypsea CBS 118893
Lineage: Eukaryota; Fungi; Ascomycota; Eurotiomycetes; Onygenales; Arthrodermataceae
Exons: 1
Coding region: 1-1452 (483 amino acids)
Source: RefSeq, a predicted model, not a curated record
AUGGCGAAAGGUUGGUUGGUGCUCUCCACCGAAUGGAAACUCGAAGACGUACAGGCUGGUCUGAAUGUAAUCAUUUCUGUCAUUUGCGUCCUUGCAGCAUGGACUACUUCCCGGUUCUACUGGCAGAAAGGGGCAACAACGUUUUUGAAGACGCGGAAUGCAAAAAUGCCCUCGCUGCUGACGUUCUCUACCCUGGGCGAAAUCAUUGAUAUUAUACAAACCUUCAGACGGAGCCUCCUAUCCUCCCACCAUUCCCGUAUCCUCAUCCAAUGUGUUAUCAUCGCAACAUUCUCAAUCGCUGCGUUACUUUCUGGUCCAAUCUCUAGUUUUUCGACAAGGGAGUCGUCCAGAAUAUAUACAGUAAACGUGGAUGGCUUUCUUACGACAACACAUCACGAGAGCAUUACAUCUGCGAUAGUUGAUUGGAAUCAGACCCUGCACAAGCUGGACAGGGCAUCAUUUCCACCUGACCAAUUACUCGAUUUCCUACCCGCCCCUAACUAUGACUGGCGUUAUAAUGGUGGCCAAUGGAACUCAACUUGGACCGCAGAAUGCGAGUUCGUAGAGCCCGCUCCCGUCCCUCUAACAUCCUUCGGCGACCUCAAUGGUUUGACUCUGUUUGACCAAAUACCCGGCCUGCUUACAAUUGUUCCUUCUUGGUUUAAUGACACCUCAACUCGUCGAGUCCAUUGGGUUAGCAGCGGUUUCUAUGACCAGCAAAACCGAUACAAGGACCUCUUCUUAUUCAUCUUUGGAACCCGGAAUAAUAGCAUCAUAGCUCCAACGCAGAUUAACAUCUCAGUCUCUUGUGUUCACCUGCAUAAUUCUCCGAGGCCAACGCAGGAGACUGAGGCAACGUGGGCAGCAGGCCCAAUAGAACUGGCUGUUUAUUCUCAAGCGAAUUGCCGCCUCACCUACUCCCGGCCAGCGACCGACGAACUCCACAGAGCAUUCCCGUGGACAAAUUCCACUAAUCAAAUAGUCGCAGCAUAUGGAGACUAUUUUCAUGCAGAUUUGGUCAAGAGAUCGACGUCCGGUCAACCAAUACAGCCGCCAUCCAGCCGGGUCUUGUUUCAAUUCUACCAAGCAUACCAUAUCACGAAGGACAUUCAGUACGUACAUAAGAUAUCACGCCCUAUUGAUGUUUCCCAACGCACUGUCGAGCUUUCCAUUGUCUUUCUAGCAAUUUUCAUUCUCCUCACGAUUAUAAUACUUGCGCUGGUCAUUCGUUACUUGUUGUUCUGUCGACGCUAUCACUCCGGGAUAAAUCCCAUACCCGACUCCAGGUUGGAUUGGAUGCUGCAGUCCAUAAAAGAAGCCUCGGUUUACGCUAGUAACCCUGACUGGCAAGAGGGUAAACCGUUGGGCACAUACACACACCUGAGGCAUGACCCCAUCCCAAGACUUGAAGCAGCAGUGUACGCCGAUGAGGGUAUUAUUAUUCCAUCGUGA